Messenger RNA from Sinocyclocheilus grahami, 1183 nucleotides. Its product is annotated as regulator of G-protein signaling 9-like. Gene Ontology annotation, cellular component: plasma membrane; neuron projection; cytoplasm. The transcript has 7 exons. Gene Ontology annotation, molecular function: GTPase activator activity. NCBI's taxonomy places the organism in Eukaryota, Metazoa, Chordata, Actinopteri, Cypriniformes, Cyprinidae. Gene Ontology annotation, biological process: positive regulation of GTPase activity; regulation of G protein-coupled receptor signaling pathway. The annotation marks the transcript as partial. The record is from RefSeq and is a predicted model, not a curated record.
AUGAGGGUGGAGUGCUGGACUUUCAGCUUUGGAGAACUGCUUAUGGACCCUCGGGGAAGGGCCGAUUUCCGCCUCUUCCUUAAAAAGGAGUUCAGUGGUGAGAAUCUUGCCUUCUGGGAGGCAUGUGAGGAUCUGAAAUGGGGUGCUGCAGAGACAAUGAAAGAAAAGGCUCAGCAAAUAUAUAAGACCUUUUUGGCACGUGGAGCUCCACGUUGGAUCAACAUUGAUGGCAAAACAAUGGACAUAACAGUGAAGGGUUUGGCACAUCCUCAUCGUUAUGUACUGGAUGCUGCCCAGACUCACAUUUACAUGCUCAUGAAAAAGGACUCAUACGGGCGAUAUCUCAAGUCCCCAGUGUUCAAGGAAACUCAAAGAAAGGCCAUUGCUCCUGAACCACACAGAUUCACUGAGACGCAGUUGGAGCAGAAUGCCAAGAGAAGGCGGCCCAGCCUGAGUCCCAUUACCCUGAGACAGCAGGAAGAAGAACAGAAGGCCAAACUUGCAGCAAGUGGCCCGGUGGACAUCACACAGCUCUGCCGCUUCACAGCACCUGUGCCUCAUCUGGCCGUGUAUACAGGCAUUUGUGAAGCGCAGUCCACUGCCUCCCCUGGGCUCAUGACGCUGCCCAACAGUGCUGCCUGCCCAUCUCCCAUCAGCGUCGCCAUUGACAGCACUCCAGCCUCUGAGAGGAGGUUUGACGGCAAUGGAGGGCCUUCCUCCUCCCAUUUCCCAUCUAUUGCAGAGGCGUCAGUAUCAGAGGAAGAGAACCAGCCACCUGCCCCAAAGUCUCGCAUGACUCUGUCACUGAGCAGACUCCUCCGCAGAGGAUGCAACGCUCCAUCCGUCUUUGCCAGCCUAUCUCCAAAAUGUGCUGUGGCUUCAGGAGGAGGCAAAGUACAGCCGCUUGGAGUGGAGCCGCUUGCACAACCUCAGCCCAGAAGAAUUGCAAACUUUUUUCAAAUCAAAGUUGACAUCCCACCUGAAUGCCGCAUCUACCCCAUUGAUUCAGAAGAUGAGGAGGACGACAGUCCUGAUAGAAGAGGAGGUGUGAAAGAAAUAAUUUGUCCAUGGGAAACUGUCACCAAGAAAGAUGGAGCUGGAUAGACGAGUCAUAGAUGAGUCAGUUGAGAGGAAAAAAGUACACUGAACUGACACUUGUGUCAUAAAUAUUUUGUCUUACAAC